ACCAAAAUUCUAUCAUUAUAUAUAAAAUUAAAAGAGCAGAAUCCAAGUGGCUGUCUUAUUAAUAGCCAAAAAUAAUACUAAUAAAUAAACAAAAAGAAGCUUAUUAACAAACGUGUUUGGUAGUUCUACUUACGAAAAUAAUAUUAUUAAAAUUAAAUCAAAUAAAUAAAAACAUGACUGGUUGUUGAGAGAGAAAGAUUUUGGAGAGAGAAGAGUCAAGACCAAAACAACUGUGAUAAAAUUCUGUGUAGAAGAAGAAGAAGAGCUUAACAUCCAUGGAGGACUCGCAAAAACAAGAGCCCCCAUCAGUCUUGAAAGUCCUCGAAGCUCUAAAACAAGCUUCCCACGACUUACAAAACAAUCCGAGUCUUGACUCGGACGAUUCCAACUCGUCCUCCAUUAAACCUCUGCUUGAGCUCGAGACCGAAUCCGACAACAUCCUUUCCAAAGACCCAAAUCUCUCUACUCUAUCAAAACACCUCUCUCACCUCAAAGCUCUGGUCCAGUCCCUCCAAAGCUCCCGUGCUCGCCACGGACUUGCCUCGUUCGUAACUCGCCGACUCACGACUCACUCCCUGUCCCGAGUCGCCGCCGCAAUCGAGUCGGAAAUCCAGUCCUGGAUUGACAGAGAGAGCGUUGAGUGUCUAAGCCGAUGUCUACGAGAACCGUCUCAGCACAACGAGGACGAGUUAGUGAAGCUCUUGACUCAGUUCGAGGACCGAGUCUCUCAAGGGUUCAAUCGCGAGUUACAGGAUUUGAUACUGAAAUCGAAACUGUUCUCUUCUCUUGAAUCGGUUCUCUGUAACCCUAACAUUUCCGUAUCCAUGAUGAUUCGGGAACACUCCGCCAUGGCCAUCUCGGCUCUGAUUCGAUUCAACAAAGACGUGUUUGUUGGCCAAGUGUUGAUGGGUCAGACGAUCAAAGCUCUGAUCACAACAAUGGCGUCCGCAAACUCGAUCGGAGUACUCUGUUCUCUGAUUCGUUCAAUCAAGUCCCCUUUGGUCGAUGAGAUCGAAUCCAACGGCCAAAUCCCCAAAAUCAUUAGCUUCCUGAGCAGCCCAGACCUGCAAAUUCGAGUCCUGGCCUUCGACUGCGUCCUCGAAAUCGGUUACUUUGGACGCAAGGAAGCCAUUGACGCCAUGCUCGAGCAAGACCUGAUAAGAAAACUGGUGGAGUUGCAGAGAUCGGAGCUGGGUGGGGAUUUAAUCGAUUUGGGUCGGUUCGAAAUGGACGAAGAAGAUAAUGAAAGUGAAAAUGAGAAUGAAAAGAGAGAAGUGAGCGUUGGCAGAAUUGAGAGUAGGAUAAGAGAGAAUAGUAGAGAGAAGAGGUUUAUGGCGAGUCAUCCAUUUGCGAGCUGUGUAGCUAGGUUUUGGGUUCAGCUAGAGGUAGGAGAAGGUCUGAGACAGAGAGAGAAGAGAGCUCUGAAGCAAUUGAUUUUGGUUAGAGUGAGAGAAGCCUCUGCUUCUGAUGCUGAAGCUGCCACCAUUGUUGCAGAGGUCUUAUGGGGUUCUUCACCUUAGAGAUUCCAAAAAGAAGAAAGAAAAAAAAAGCCAAAUUCAUUUUUGUUUUUAUAACUUAAUUAGAUUGUUAUUUUGGUUUAUGUAAAUUCAUAUGUGUACAUUUUUUUUUUUGUUCAUAGAUGUAAAUUAUUAGUUUUUAGAAUAUUCUUUUCUAUGGUUCAAAGAUUAAAAGAAUGAAUAGAAGGAGGAGAAGCAAAUUUUGUUGA
This is a messenger RNA of Cannabis sativa, 1726 nucleotides long. RefSeq lists its product as uncharacterized. Bases 276 to 1520 code for a protein of 414 amino acids. Lineage: Eukaryota; Viridiplantae; Streptophyta; Magnoliopsida; Rosales; Cannabaceae. The transcript has a single exon. The record is from RefSeq and is a predicted model, not a curated record.